UUCAUCACGAAAAACUCCAAAAUCUCUUUGAUUCGUUCAGAUUCACUCUCUUCGUCGAGAAACUGUUAGAUUUGUAUUCGUUACUUGUGGUUCCGCCGCGAAAUCUCCGACUACAAAAUCGUUCUAUUCUAGCUCUCGUAAAAUGAUCUGCCUAGUUCUCUCUGUCCUCAUCACGGCGGCGUCGGCUGCUGCGGAGUUCGGUGGGGAGGUAUUAGAGACGGAACUCUGGUGCGUGGCGAAGAACAACGUUGAGGAUUCGGCACUUCAAACGGCCUGUUACGAUCCACCGGAUAUGGUGAAGAUGGCGUCGUAUGUUUUCAAUAACUAUUACUUGAAGAACGGUCUCGCAGAUGAAACUUGUAACUUUAGUAACAACGCAGCUGUUACUUCACUGGAUCCUAGUCAAGGAGCAUGCAAGUUUCCUUCAAGUAAGAGAGUGAGCAGUGGAAGUAUCGCUGAUGCCACUUCAACGCAGGCAACAACUGCUGCACAAGAAUCCUCAGAUUUCAGCAGAGCAAGGCGGAUGUUUACCAGCUGGUCGUUGCCCUUCGUCAUUUUAGGCCACAUUAUGACAAUGACACUGAUCAUUCAUCAUCUUUAGCUACCGCUUGGUGAUUGAAGGUAACCCUUUUUUUUAAUCUCUCAACCCUUUCCUCAACCCUCAGUUUUAUGUAAACUAAAAUGGUUCUGCAUCUUUAACGGAUCCCUGAAAUGUAGCUCUGUACUGUCUUACCAUUAUGAAGAGUUUAACUAGAAAGGCAUUAACGUUA
This is a messenger RNA of Camelina sativa (false flax), 770 nucleotides long. Its product is annotated as PLASMODESMATA CALLOSE-BINDING PROTEIN 5. The record is from RefSeq and is a predicted model, not a curated record. NCBI's taxonomy places the organism in Eukaryota, Viridiplantae, Streptophyta, Magnoliopsida, Brassicales, Brassicaceae.